Messenger RNA from Cladocopium goreaui, 549 nucleotides. The record is from the annotation of a GenBank genome assembly. NCBI's taxonomy places the organism in Eukaryota, Dinophyceae, Suessiales, Symbiodiniaceae.
CUAUACAUCACUCAUACCCGCCAUGCGGUGCUUGAUAUCUGUCGCGCUGCUAAUUCAAUGCAGCACCGCUGCUGAUCGGGUGAUGAUGUACAAAGCACGAGGGACUGAGUGCGGCCAAGCAUUUCUGCAGAAGUCUUGGGUGAUUUAUGCGAAGCGCUUCGCAGGCCUUGAUGUGGGCGAUUGCCCUGGCAAAGGCUACACCGUGGCAACCAAAAGCAUGCACAUGAAGGUUCCAGUCUUAGGGACAGAGGUCCCAGUGCAGAUGUACCGGCGCCGGCAGAUUCAGCAUGAUGGCCUGCAUCUGCGACACACGCGCAUUGCAUCGCCAGAGCAUUUUGCGCCUUCAGAUCACUCACUGGCACGUGCCGCCUUCAAAAGGCACCACCACCAUGCUUGGUGGCAUCACAGCCAAAGACAUGCCGGACCUGGCUUCUGCGGUUUGCUACACCGGCCUUGGCUGAGACUGCCACACAUCCUGGGACUUGGUGCUUGAGGCUGUCAAUAUUGAUGUUGUGGGGCUUGGCGUGAUGUGAUAUGGACAGAUCCAAG